AUGAGAAAAUAUCAGAAGACAUCGUAUCAGAACAGGAUUUGGAAGUAUCUGAAGAUGGUAAAAUAAGAAUACCUCCUUCUCAAUCAAAUCAAUUAAUAGAAUUUCAGAUUCCAUAUGACGGUAAUUGGGGAUCAGUUGAGCACAAGGUUAGAAUAUCGGUAGAAUACAAAAGUAAAGGAAAAACAAAAGCCUUUACAUCUGUUGAUACAGUAAAAGUUUGGUUGCCUAUUUCGGUUAAUGAACUUAAUAUUUUCAGAGAUGAUUGUCUUUUUUUAAAAAUGGAUAUCACAUUACAAGGGACGGUUCCAGUGAGAAUUUUGAAAACCGAUUUGGUUCCUUCAAAAGUUUAUGAGGUUGCCGACAAUCCAUCCUUAAGUUUACCAUCUUUGGUAG
Molecule: messenger RNA, 393 nt
Organism: Funneliformis caledonium
Lineage: Eukaryota; Fungi; Glomeromycota; Glomeromycetes; Glomerales; Glomeraceae
Source: the annotation of a GenBank genome assembly